ACCAGUGACUCUGGCAGGAGAGACAGCAUGUCUGAAGAGUAUGGAAAUGGACAGAUUUAAUCUUGAACAAAUCACUUAAGUUCUAAAAAAAAAAUGAAGAAAGGACAUCUUGAAAUGGUCACUAUGCUGCUGACAGCCGUGAUUCUAAUGGACGUCUUCCAGGUGAAGGCUGAAAUGUUGGACAUGGCAGAUAACGCAUUUGAUGAUGAAUACCUGAAAUGUACUGACAGGAUGGAGCUCAAGCAUGUUUCCAGACUGCUCGAGGAGGAAAAAGUGAGCCACCAGCUCUUAGAUACCGUGUGGGAAAGUGCAAAAGCCAAAUGGGAAGCCCGAAAGACCCAGCUCUCUCUCCCUGUGAGUUUUAAGGAUAACCAUGGAAUAGCCCUCAUGGCAUAUAUUUCUGAAGCCCACGAGCAAACUCCCUUCUACCUUCUCUUCAAUGAAGCUGUGAUGAUGGCUGGCCAGUCUCGAAAAGAUUAUAUCUAUAGCUUCCAAUUCAAAGCUCUUCAUUUUUACCUAACAAGAGCCCUGCAGUUGCUGAGACGAUCUUGUGAUGACAGCUACAAAAACGUGGUAUAUAGAGCAAGCCAGAACACUUCAUUUACAUUUGGAGGGCUGAACCAGGCCAGGUUUGGCCGCUUCACUUUGGCAUAUUCAGCCAAACCUCAAGCUGCUAAUGACCAGCUUACUGUGUUAUCCAUCAACACAUGCUUUGGAGUUGCUGUUGAAAAAUUUUUUGAUAAAGAAAGUGAAAAAAUUACUUUAAUACCUCUGAAUGAGGUUUUUCAAGUAUCGCGGGAAGGGGCUGGCAAUACCCUUAUCCUUCAAAGCACAAACAAGACCUGCAGCCACUACGAGUGUGCAUUUCUGGGUGGACUAAAAAGUGACAACUGUGUUGAAAACCCAGGGGGAGAAAGCCAGGAGCUCACUGUCUCACCUGGGAUGGAAAUGCUCCAGCCCACCCACAUACCUGGAAUAAAAAUCCAAGAACCUUUUCCACAACCUGGAAUAAAAGUGGCACAACCGGAUGAAAAACCUGAAGGCAAAAGCCAAGAAAAUGUCAACAAUGCAAGUCCAGUUCCUGUGCCACGUCCCAAAACCCACCCUUCCGCAUCCUCUGGCAAAACGCUCCUCCCACCACUUGGGACCGUCGUUUUAAUCAGUGCUUCUGCUCUAAAUCUUUGUUCCUUCAUAGUUUGACAUGUUCUUUUUCUUUCUUCUUCUCUGGUAAAAUAUGUUAUAGGGAUCCCACAGAAGAUCAAAAGAAAUGAUGUAUUUUUCACUUG
This is a messenger RNA of Otolemur garnettii (small-eared galago), 1286 nucleotides long. RefSeq names its product ADP-ribosyltransferase 3 (gene ART3). Gene Ontology annotation, molecular function: NAD+-protein-arginine ADP-ribosyltransferase activity; NAD+ poly-ADP-ribosyltransferase activity. Lineage: Eukaryota; Metazoa; Chordata; Mammalia; Primates; Galagidae. The transcript has 10 exons. The record is from RefSeq and is a predicted model, not a curated record. The coding region runs from base 94 to 1200 and encodes 368 amino acids.